GCGACGACAACAAUACAGAAAGAUGUAAAUAUCCUUCAGGCUGGCACAAAGUACUAUGCUCAGCUCUCUGGAUACCCAAGACUAUCAUAUUCCACGUGAAGAAGGUUGAAAUCGCCCAAGAUGGUCCGCAUCAAGCACCGAUAUCUCCUGCUCAACAUCCUCUAUCCGAACGAGGACAAGCCCAAAUCAACAGUCGCAAGCAAAACGGUCGAUGAGCUGCCAUGGGCAGUCCAAUUUCGACGACCGAGCUCUGAUCAAUUUAAUGGCGGAACGCUGCACAAGAUGAUCAAAAAUGGAGUUUCCGAGCUUUUUGGGGACUACGGAGCUGGCAUGAUCGCCGGGAGCUUGCAAAUCAAAUACUGCUCACCAGCCACAUCAACCGCCAUCGUACGAGUGGCAAGAGAACAUUACAGACUUGUGUGGGCUGCUUUGUCGUUCGCGACCAGAUUGCCGAAACCACUGGACCAGCCUUGCGUGAUACAGGUCGUGAGAGUCAGCGGGACGAUCAAGAAGGCGGAGGAGGAAGCUAUCAGAAGGGCGAGGCUUGUCAUUUUGAGGGCCCAGAAGUCGAAGAAUGGUCCGAAUUCUACUCUGCUGGGCACGGUCGGAGAUGAUGACGACGGAAUGGAGGGUCUGGCCAUGACGAAUGGAAUUGAGGAUCGAGAUGAUGGCGGCGAAGAGGAUGAGGACAUUUGAAGCACCAGACUGAACACACCAACUCCGAUGACAAGCAGUUGCGCCACAAAGGCUCAACGAGUAGCGCAAUGGCUGUCAAGGGGAGCACUCAGAGAGUGGCACAACGUGAUCAUCACCAGGCGCAAUACCAUGACAAGGUGCUCACCUCACCGCGUCAUCUAUCUGCAUGAACUGUCGCCCCGGGAGCGUAAGAUUGAAACACGCGCACUGGGAAGCACCUUUGAAAACAGAGAUGAGAUGACCAGAAGGCCAGCCUGCUUCAAAUCCAUGAGAUCCAGUGCUGCGUCAUUGACGCACCAUUCGUACUCUUUACCACAGAGCCACGACCAACGGCUCAACACUUGCACCCACUUCGCACAGCCAUGAGUGCCGUAGUAUGAAGUGCCCAAAGAUAUGUUCGAACGGGUUCCGCGACUGUCUCCGAUGACAAAAAGAAUAUACACGAGUAGACAUCGAAAAUAUACUGGCAGAUAAGGGAACUGCUUGGAAGCAAAACAAAGGCCCAUGACCCAAGGUAGGCUGG
Messenger RNA from Cercospora beticola, 1219 nucleotides. RefSeq names its product RNA-binding protein POP5 (gene POP5). The record is from RefSeq and is a predicted model, not a curated record. Lineage: Eukaryota; Fungi; Ascomycota; Dothideomycetes; Mycosphaerellales; Mycosphaerellaceae. Gene Ontology annotation, molecular function: ribonuclease P RNA binding; ribonuclease P activity. Gene Ontology annotation, biological process: tRNA 5'-leader removal. Gene Ontology annotation, cellular component: multimeric ribonuclease P complex; nucleolus; ribonuclease MRP complex.